AUGGCUUCUGUGGGAACGUUACCUUCUUCUAUGGCUACAACUACAAAACAGAACAAUGCUUCCAUGUGCGCCGAGAAACUACCUGAAGGGAUUAAUGAUAUGAAGAUAAAAGAUGAUAAGGAAAUGGAAGCAGCUGUUGUUGAUGGGAAUGGAACUGAAACAGGUCACAUUAUUGUUACAACUAUUGGUGGUAAAAAUGGUCAGCCUAAACAGACCAUAAGUUACAUGGCAGAGCGCAUCGUUGGACAAGGUUCAUUUGGAAUUGUCUUUCAGGCCAAGUGUUUGGAAACGGGGGAAACUGUUGCAAUCAAGAAAGUUUUGCAAGACAAAAGAUACAAGAACCGUGAGCUGCAGACGAUGCGGCUUCUUGAUCACCCUAAUGUUGUGUCCCUCAAGCAUUGCUUUUUCUCAACGACUGAGAAAGAUGAAUUGUAUCUCAAUUUGGUCCUUGAAUAUGUUCCUGAGACUGUCUAUCGCGUCUCAAAGCACUACAGUCGGGCAAAUCAGAGGAUGCCCAUGAUAUAUGUUAAACUCUAUACAUAUCAGAUUUGCAGAGCUUUGGCAUACAUUCACGGAGGAGUAGGAGUCUGCCAUAGAGACAUAAAACCACAGAAUCUUCUGGUCAAUCCUCAUACACAUCAAGUCAAGCUCUGUGAUUUUGGCAGCGCAAAAGUUCUGGUGAAAGGCGAACCAAACAUCUCAUAUAUCUGCUCCCGUUACUAUCGAGCACCUGAACUUAUAUUUGGAGCCACAGAAUAUACAACAGCAAUUGACAUAUGGUCUGCAGGCUGUGUUCUUGCUGAAUUGCUCCUUGGACAGCCUCUAUUUCCAGGUGAGAGUGGAGUUGACCAGCUAGUCGAGAUUAUCAAGGUUCUCGGAACACCAACUCGAGAGGAAAUCAAAUGUAUGAAUCCAAACUACACUGAAUUCAAAUUCCCACAAAUAAAGGCUCAUCCUUGGCACAAAAUUUUCCAUAAGCGUACACCUCCAGAAGCUGUAGACCUCGUCUCAAGACUUCUCCAGUAUUCUCCAAACCUCAGAUCAACCGCUAUGGAGGCAAUCGUUCACCCGUUCUUCGAUGAGCUACGCGAUCCCAACACACGCCUACCUAAUGGCCGUCCCUUGCCUCCUCUCUUCAACUUUAAACCUCAAGAGCUUAAAGGAGCAAGCUUAGAGUUGUUGUCCAAGCUUAUACCUGACCACGCCCGAAAACAAUACGGACGACGAGACAGCGUUCUCUCUCACCGACGGCGAUCGCACACUUUUGCCGGCGGCGAGAGCGCUUCAGCUAAAAUCGUUGCUUUAACUCGGAAUUCUCUGGGUUUACUACACUGGAGAUCCUUACUUGCAUGUCAUAAUCCCAUCAGCUUACUACAACAAUGGUACAUUGCGCAAGAUUCUGCUGGUGAUGGCGAUUAUGUUGAUUGGAAUACCGAUGAUGAUUUGGAGAUCGAUAACUUUCAGUUGUCUCCAUCGUCGUCUCCAGUAGUACAGCCCAGGGCUGAAACUUUAGUUUGUCCAGCUGUGCUAACCACUUCUUCGACCUCUCCUACGGAAACAACUCCCGACUUAGUUCAGAUGGGAUUCUCAGACGAGAUGUUUGCUACGUUGGUUGAAAUGGGAUUUUCUGUUGAGAUGAUUGCUAGAGCAAUCGAGGAAAAUGGACCAAAUGCAGAUACUUCUGUGAUUAUUGAUACUAUCUCCAAGUACACUAGCAAUUGUGAAGCUGGUUCUUCCAAGUCUAAGGCUAUUGAUCAUUUCCUUGGGAUGGGAUUUGGUGAGGAAGAAGUUAUCAAAGCCAUACAUGAACAUGGAGAAGAAAAUAUGGAACAAAUAUUAAAUGCCCUCCUCCCUGGUGUAGUAAGUGAUGUUGCAGAGAAAUUACCUGUAGUAAAAGAAGAAUAUGACAUUGACUGGUCAGAAAGUGAUAAUGAGAUCAAUUACUCCGAUUCAUUGAUCUCAGAUGAUGAGAAUGAUCCAGACUCCUCUCUUGGAAACAACAAUCUAUUGCGGUCUUUGGUGAAAAUGGGUUUCUCGCAGCUGGAAGCUUCUCUAGCUUUGGAGAGAUGCGGAGAGAAUGUGAGCAUCGAUGAGCUCACAGACUUCAUCUGCGCUGCUCAAAUGGCUAGAGAAUUUAAAGAGUUUCACACUGACCCUGAAGAACAAAAGCCUAGACAUGAUGUCAAGAAAAGGCGGAUAGAGUUAAAAAGAGAGCCUAAGCCAUCUACUGAUGACGAGCCUGUUAAGCUACCAAAUCCGAUGAUAGGGUUUGGACUUCCAAACGAGCCAGGACUCAUCACACAUAGAUCACUUCCAGAGAUAGCUCGAGGGCCACCAUAUUUCUACUAUGAAAAUGUUGCCCUUGCACCUAAAGGCGUGUGGGAGACCAUCUCAAGACAUUUAUACGAUAUAUCACCAGAGUUUGUUGAUUCCAAGUACAUAUGUGCUGCAGCAAGAAAGAGGGGAUAUGUGCACAAUCUCCCCAUCAGCAACAGAUUUCAGCUGCAACCUCCUCCAAAGUACACAAUCAACGAGGCAUUUCCGCUGACCAAGAGAUGGUGGCCAAGUUGGGACACCAGGACAAAGCUGAACUGUAUAUUGACAGUUACAGCUAGUGCCAAGUUAACUAAUAGGAUCCGUUUAGCCCUUGAGGCUCAUACUGGAGAACCGCCUAAGCAUACACAAAGGUAUGUCAUAGACCAAUGCAGAAAAUGGAACCUUGUAUGGGUGGGGAAAAACAAAGCCGCGCCACUCGAGCCAGAUGAAAUGGAGAAUUUGCUAGGAUUUCCAAGAAAUCAUACACGAGGUGGAGGCAUCAGUAGGACCGAGCGCUUAAAGUCACUUGGCAAUUCUUUUCAGGUGGAUACCGUGGCGUAUCAUCUGUCUGUCCUCAAGUCAAUGUUCCCAAAGGGAAUCAAUGUGCUCUCGCUUUUCACAGGGAUUGGUGGUGGAGAAGUCGCGCUUCACCGUCUCCAAAUCCCCAUGAAAACCGUUGUCUCUGUCGAGAUCUCUGAAGUCAACAGAAACAUUCUGAAGGACUUCUGGGAGCAAACAAACCAGAAAGGAGUCUUGAUCGAGUUUGCAGACGUUCAACACCUUACAAACACCAAGAUCGAAGAGUUGAUGGAGCAAUUUGGUGGGUUUGAUCUUGUUAUUGGAGGUAGUCCAUGCAACAACCUCGCUGGUGGUAACAGAGUAAGCAGGAGUGGACUGGAAGGUGAACAAUCUUCAUUGUUCUUUGAGUAUUGCCGGAUUCUGGAGGUGGUUCGUGAGAAGACAGCGAGAAUGAGAAGAUCUCGAAGAUGA
Arabis nemorensis is the source of this 3306-nucleotide messenger RNA. NCBI's taxonomy places the organism in Eukaryota, Viridiplantae, Streptophyta, Magnoliopsida, Brassicales, Brassicaceae. The record is from the annotation of a GenBank genome assembly.